UUGUUUGCCUUUGCUAUUUCACUGGAUUGUUCAAAUUUGUAUUAAUCUCUUGUGAUCUGAUAUGACACAGUAGUUUUAGUACUAUAUCAAGCAGAGCAAAAUAAGGUCAGUUUGUAUAGAUUGUCAAUGCUUGUUGUAUACCUCAAAGUAAAGGUAGUAUAGGUGUGGCAGGCGACAGUCAGUCAGGUGACUUCCUCCAAGCAGGAAAGCAUUUUUUUUUGCAGUUACAUAUUCCAUUGAUUACUUAAAAACUGAAGAAAUAUUUUGACUUCACAAAUUAUUGUUAACCAGACAAAGUAAAGAAAAUUAUUGAAGUAGUCGGAAUAUAAUUUUGUCAUCAGGUAUAUGAACGUCAUCUUGAAAACUAUUACAAGAAACUUCACUGAUGUAUUCCUCCAGCAGCAUUUUAGAAAAUCCAGUCUAUAUGACUGGUAGAGAGCUUGAAUUAUCACAAAGAAAUGAAUAUUCAAGAUUAACACCACAUGGAAAAUAUUUAUCAGAGCCUUCUUCUACAGUUACACCAUAUUAUAAUGUGGCAUAUAAUGAACAAAUGAAUGUACCAGAUUUACAACAUCAAGAAUUUGGUAUAAAUUAUCAACAUACAGCUCAGUAUAUAACUGAAAAAUUAAAACAGCAAAAUGCAAGUGAUCUACAUAUGACUCAGUAUAAAAGUGAAGAAUUAAAACUGCAAAAUGAUAUUCUCAGAAACAUUAUGGCUAAUAAAAACAGUGGCUCUAGCGAUGGUGCUUGGGCACUUAUUACUUAUGGGGAAUUCAAUAGACCUGUCACUGAUAUUUAUGUUAGAGAAAAUAAUUAUGUGAUUGACAAUUCAAACUAUGUAAAGGACCAAUUCAGAAUUGGUUUGAGAUCAUUACAACAAUGUCGAGCUGAAAUCCUCUUUAAUGAAAAUUUACAUGUUAUUCUGAGUCAAAGUGAAAGUGGCAGCAUUUCUUUGAUCAACAACAGCAAUUUCCCUGUGUUUAUUAAAGAUUAUUUGGACAUGAAACAGCCAUACUUCUCGCAAGAAGUUAUUGAACAGCAAGGGGUUAUUUUCAACCAAAGAGAACCAACUAAAAUCUUUGAUAUUGAAGAGUUUCGAUCAGAAAUGGCUCUUCGAAUUUAUCACAGUCGGUUCAACAGAGAACAGUUAAUGUUGUUUUGUCAAACUAAUGUCCUUUUUACUGAUGCUGAAUACUUCAUGGAAUCUCCCAGCUGGAUCAUGGUGACAAAUCUUCAAGCAUUGGAUUUAGUAUUUGAUAACCAAGAGUACUCUUCAUUAGAGGAGCAAAUAGCCAACUUUGUUGCAGCUGGUACUCUACAGCAAAUGAAGAACAAGAAGAAAUCAUUCAAAGGAAAAACUUUCAGUAUCCAGAAAGAAUUUGACACAAAACGCAAAACAAGGAUGUCUUUGGCUAUGAAAGGCUUGAAAAUAAAGCAAUUUAUGAGAUAUAGCUGGGAAAAUGAAGAUGUUGUUUCUCCUGAAGAUGCCAUAAACAUAAAUGAAAUGGGAGAGUUCUUUGAGCCAGAAAGAGAUUAUAUGAUUGACUUUGAAACUGACAAUACGAGACAUAAACAUGCCAAGCUUGUUGGAGAGAAGAUGUGGGCAAAAGUGAAAUACACUUUAGAAAACAUGAACAAUGAGGACGUGUAAUGUUAGAGUUGAUGGCUUAAAGCUCAACUGGCAUAAUUGACACUAUUAAUGAUUUCACAAAAUAAACUCAUAUUACACAUUCACAUACAUUUAAACUUUCAUCCUACACCACAAGGACACUCUUUCUGUCAGCUGUCAACAGAAGAUUACAAUGAUUGUGCACAUACCAAAAGUAUUACUCCUUCCAGUGGAGUUAAGCAGCAUUAUUGCUAUCAGAAUGUCCAGGUUCUUUUUUGCUUGCAUUGUGUUACUUUUUAUUCUCUUAUUAUCUAUGCAGCCACAACAGCAAAUUGGACGUAGCAAGUAACUGCUCCAACUUUACAUCAGCUAUUUUGCUUUACUACUUGCUGAGUGUUUGUUCUUAUUUCAGAUAUCUUAACUAUAUUUGUAAUAAAGCAUUCUUUUCUUCC
Messenger RNA from Octopus bimaculoides (California two-spot octopus), 2061 nucleotides. RefSeq lists its product as uncharacterized. Lineage: Eukaryota; Metazoa; Mollusca; Cephalopoda; Octopoda; Octopodidae. Gene Ontology annotation, molecular function: protein binding. The record is from RefSeq and is a predicted model, not a curated record. Gene Ontology annotation, biological process: regulation of DNA-templated transcription.